This is a messenger RNA of Sporisorium graminicola, 2787 nucleotides long. RefSeq lists its product as uncharacterized. The record is from RefSeq and is a predicted model, not a curated record. Lineage: Eukaryota; Fungi; Basidiomycota; Ustilaginomycetes; Ustilaginales; Ustilaginaceae. The transcript has a single exon. The coding region runs from base 1 to 2787 and encodes 928 amino acids.
AUGUCGAAAGUUGGUGAAUCUGUCAGCCAGAUCGCUGAGAACCCUUCUGGCAAUGCCGUCACCAAGGCUGUCGGCUCCCACAACAAGGCCGCCGAUUUCGACCGCAAGAUGCGCUUCUUUGGUGUCAUCCAGGCCUUCCGCGAGGGUCGCUACCCCGACAACCAGCAGAUCGAUGACACGCUGAAGUACACGCUCGCCAACAGCCCCGUCGAGACCAGCAAGCUCUCGCCCGACGGCAAGAAGCUCAUCCAGGACGUUCGCGAGCUCAUCGAGACCGCCCGCCAGGUUGUCGUCAACAAGAACGGCGGCGAGGAGUUCCAGAACUUCCUCUACGCUACCCGCAAGGCCGAUAUCGCCCGCAACAUUGACGUCAAGUCGCCCCUGUCGGGUGCCGAUGCCAAGAAGGACGGUGAGACCGCCGGCGAGGCCUUCCGCACCCUCCUUACCCUCUUCCUGCGCAACGGCGAGCUUCGCAAGAUCGUCCAGGACUUUGGCUACAUCGGCCGCGACAUGUUUGCCGAUGGUGCCGCCAAGGCCGCCGAGGCUGCCCGCCCCGGCGAGGAGCAGCUCAGCAGCGUCGACCGCCCUGCGCCCGACAACGAGUUCCACGACGACAUCCCCAACGCUCUCCGCAAGAAGGACGAGGCCAAGGCUGAAGCCCAGGACAAGGCCGAACAGGCCAAGUCCGAGGCCGCUUCCCACGCCCAGGACUUCCAGAACGCCGUCGACCCCAACGCCAGCCGCGAACAGAACCAGGCUGCCGCUGCCGACGUUGCCAGGGAGAAGGCCCAAGCGCUCAAGGACCGCAUCCCCCAGAAGCACAAGGAUCUCGCCAAGGAGCACUCGGAGAAGGCCCAGGACUACCUCAAGGAGAAGUUCCCCAAGGAGCGCCGCGACCAGUUCUACUACCGUCUCAAGAAGAUCGUCGUCGAGUGCCAGCGCCACAAGGACUACCAAGAUGCGAUCGACUACUUCCUCACCUUCUUCGAGCAGUACAAGGGCCAUGCCUCGCACGUCGUCAACCAGUCGGCCCAGAGCGCCCAGAACGUGCGCUCCGAGGGCAAUGUCGCCACUGCCGAGACCACCUUCCGUCGCCUCAUCGAGCGCUUCGCCAACGGUGCCUCGACCCAGCCCAUCGUUGACGCCGUCGACCAGAUCUACACCGAUGUUGCCAACGACCCCGAGCUCAAGCAGUGGUUCAGCCAUCUCGACACCUACGUCCGCAAGUGUCUGCAGGAGCCUGGUUACAUCAUGAAGGACGAGGCCAACACGCAGGCUCGUCAGCUCACCGAAUCUGGCAAGAAGUUCUUUGUCGCUGCCGACGGCCGCAGCCAGGGCAAGUACGUGCCGCACAAGGACAACCUCUUCCGCGAGAUCACCAACUUUGCCAAGGCCAUGAACGACGACCCGCUCAACCGCAAGCUCGGCGACAACAUCCAGCAGCUCACCAAGGACCUCUUCCUCAACUCCGAGGGCGGCCUCACGUUCAAGCCCCACCUCUGGAGCGACAUCCGCGACCCCAUCCUGCCCGAGCUGCUCAGCCACGUCGGCCUGGUGCCCCUGCCCCGUAUUGAGUACACGGACAAGCAGGUCGACCUGGUCAUUGAGAACUUGGCCAUCGACUUGCUCAACAUUCUGCCCUCGCAGACCGAGAUGGACAUCCGCAACCACUUCAAGCUCUCGCAGUUCGCCCAGCUCGGUGACAAGCACCAGCACUCAUUCAAGCUGACGCUGCACCAGAUCCAGACCGACAUGCGCGACGUGCACUUCUUCUUCAAGAAGAAGCUCGGCUUCCCCAAGCUCAACGAGCGCGGUACCGCCGACGUCUUCCUCGGCGGCAAGGGCCUCACCGUCACGGUGCACCUCGAGGCCGAGAACGCCCCUCGUGGCAAGAAGAGCCGCCACAUCUUUACGGUCAAGCAGGUGGUCGCCAAGGUGGACAAGCUCAAGUUUGCCAUCCGCGACAGCAAGCACGACACGCUCAUCAAGGUGCUGCGCCCGCUGGCCACCGGCAUCAUCAAGAAGUCGAUCUCCAAGGCUGCCGAGCAGGGCAUCCGCAACGGCCUCGAAGACCUCGACCGCCAGCUGGUGGAGCUGCGCGACCGCAUCGAGCGCAACAAGGAGAUUGAGGGCAAGGGUGUUGGCGACGCCUUCAAGGAGACGUUCAGCAAGGAGAAGGACAGCGACUCCAAGAAGCAGAACGACGGCACCUUCAAGCUGGCCACGUCGAAGCGCAACUCGAUCCUGCCCAACCUGGGCCACCCCGAUGGCUGGAUCCAGAAGAUCGACGAGCGCGACGCGGCUGCCAAGGCCGCGCCCGCCCACGUCAACAAGGACUGGUACUCGCCUGCCUUCUCGAUCGUCCAGCCUGGCCAGAAGGACCCUCGCAACACUGUCUCGUCCAAGACGCAGAACCUCGGACCUUCGCCCACUAACGCUGGCGUGGGUGCUGCUGGCGCUGCCGGUGCUGCUGGUGCCGCUGGUGCCGCUGGUGCCGCUGGUCUCGCCGGUGCCGCUCACUCGUCUUCGGCGGCCGGCGUUCCCGCGAGCGCGCAGGGCGAUGGCUCCGCAUCGGCCUACACGACUGCCAACGGCUCGCAGGCUCCGGGUGCAAUUGUGGCCGGUACGGGCGCAACCGCCGUCCCCGCCGCCGCCGCCACCGGAAACGGUAACGGAGCUGCACACCUCGACGAGUCGUCGCUUGCUGCCAAGCCGGCGCCUGCGAUCAACGGUGCGGCGAUCCAGCCUGUCAACCCGGCGUACGAGGCAGGCACCAUCACCAAGUAA